Molecule: messenger RNA, 1275 nt
Organism: Engraulis encrasicolus (European anchovy)
Lineage: Eukaryota; Metazoa; Chordata; Actinopteri; Clupeiformes; Engraulidae
Product: sulfotransferase 6B1-like
Exons: 9
Coding region: 217-1116 (299 amino acids)
Biological process (GO): sulfation
Cellular component (GO): cytoplasm
Molecular function (GO): sulfotransferase activity
Source: RefSeq, a predicted model, not a curated record
CUCUCUCUUUCUCUGUAUUUCUCUGCCUCUCUCAUUCACCAGUUUCUCAUACUUCUACAACUUCCUCUUUCUACUGUAUCUCUCUCUCUCUCUCUGUAUUUCUUGUUCAGUCUACCACUUCUCUCCAAGGUGUUCCAAACUACCCCCGCUCUGACUGCACUGCACACACGCUCUUCUCUCCAAGUCAAAUACAGCUGGACCUCUCUGCAAGGCAUCAUGAGCGCUCCUCCGAAUGUGAAGGAAGUGAUGCGGUCCCAUAUGGAGUUGGCCAUGAAGAUGAAGAACGAGGACAAGAUGCACAGGUUCGAAGGCAUACUGUACACCACCAUCAUGAGCCCCGCAGAGAACAUAUUGGCCGCAAGGGCGAUGGAGGCGCGCAGUGAUGACAUCAUGCUAGUGGCCUACCCCAAGUGUGGAUUCAACUGGAUGGUGGCAGUGGUGCGUAAGAUCAUAGCAACGGCCACGGGGAAGACCGAGGCCUCAGACAUGCCCCCUCUCAUCGAGUUCAUGACCCCUGACCAACAGAAAUUCGUGGCACAGCUGCCGUCGCCACGGUUUCUGGGGACUCACUUCCACCCAGACCUCAUCCCCGCCUCCUUCAAAGAGAAGAAGACCAAGAUGCUGGUGGUCUGGAGGAACCCCAAAGACACACUGGUCUCGUUCUACCACUUCAUGAACAAGAACCCGGUGCUGCCCAACGUGGAAUGGGACAAGUUCUUCUCUGACUUCAUGAGUGGAGAUGUUGGUUGGGGCUCCUAUUUUGAUCAUGUCGAAGGCUGGGAUAAACUAAUGGACGACCCCAAUGUCAAGAUUGUCACCUUUGAGGAUCUCAAACAGGACCUGUGUGGAGGCAUCAGGGAGAUCUCCCAGUUCUUCGGCUUCCCCCUGACAGAGGAGCAGGUGCAGAAGAUCUACUCAGAGACGACCUUCAACGCCAUGAAGUCAGGAAGCUCCCACGGCAAAAUGGCCGACAUCUUCUUCAGAAAAGGUGAGGUGGGUGACUGGAAGAACCACUUCAGUGAAGCCCAGAGCCAGCAGAUGGAUGAGGAGUUCAACAAGAGACUAGCAGGAACCAGACUGGGGAAGAGGCUCAAAUAUGACACCUACUGCAAAUAGAGAGGACAAUACAGAACACAUUUUACAUUUUUAUAUACAUUUUUUUAAAGUCUUGUAUAACAAAAGAUGCACACAAAUAUAUUGUUCAAUAUUAUAGUAGGCCUAUGUGAAAAUGUAUAGUGCAAAAUGUCUUAUAAUAAAAAAUAACCUAAUACAGUA